Capsicum annuum is the source of this 690-nucleotide messenger RNA. RefSeq lists its product as uncharacterized. Lineage: Eukaryota; Viridiplantae; Streptophyta; Magnoliopsida; Solanales; Solanaceae. The record is from RefSeq and is a predicted model, not a curated record. The coding region runs from base 1 to 690 and encodes 229 amino acids. The transcript has a single exon.
AUGUUAAUCACAGGAGACACUCUAAGAUUGAUUGAAGACACCAAAGAUAGACUUCAGCAAACGUUCAAGAUGAAAGAUCUAGUUGAACUCAAAUUUUUCUUAGGUAUUGAAUUUACAAGAUCAAAAGAAGGUAUUCUGAUGAACCAGAGAAAAUAUACAUUAGAGUUUGUAUCUGAAUUGGGACCUAGUGCUGCUAAACCAACUGUUAUACCUAUAGACACAAACUCCAAGCUGACUACUAAGGAGUAUGAUGAUCAUAUCUAUAAAAAUGAGCAAGGACCCACUGAUCCACCAGCUAAUGUGCAUGCUUAUCAGAGACUCACAGGAAAACUGUUAUAUCUCACUAUGACCAGACCUGAUAUUGCUUAUAGUGUCCAGAAUCUCAGUCAGUUUCUACAACAACCAAAAAAAUCUCACAUGGAUAUUGUUAUCAGACUAGUCAAACACAUUAAGAAGAAACCUGGACAAGGAGUAUUAAUGUCCAGUCAAGAAAAUGCAGAAGUCUCUGCAUACUGUGAUGCGGAUUGGGUAUCAUGUCCAUUCUCAAGAAGAUCUGUCACUGGCUAUUUGUUAAAGUUAGGAGAAUCUAUUAUUUCCUGGAAAUCUAAGAAGCAGAAAACAAUUUCCAGGAGUUCAGCUGAAGCAUUGCAACAAUUGUCGUUGAACUUGUCUGGUUACUGGGACUAUUAA